AAGAACUCGGCAAGAUGGGGUCCUCCAAGGUAUCCAAGAGGCCCAAGAAGAGAACGCUUGUUCGCUGGGAUGGUACAUUCCCUGGCUCUAUACCGAGCAAUCAAUCCAAUCCUCUGGAGCUUUGGUCGCACUCUUGACUAACCUCUGUAGAAAACUUGAACGAACUCCUGAUGCUGACGGUCCAGUCGGUUUGUAACACCAACUCGAUCAAGAUUCCUUGGGCGGAAGUGGCUACAACAAUGGGACACAACGUGUCGGAGGGAGCCAUCGUCCAGCAUCUCGCCAAACUUCGCUCUCGUCGCGUUGCUGCCAACAAGGCUGUUCCACCCCCCCUUCGCCGCGGUGGUGUCGGUGCCGUGUGCAAGUCAUCACAAGAGUCCGCAGCAGAUGUGUCCGAGAGCAAGAGCACGCGGAGCAAGUCUCUGAAAAAGGACACUGGUGAUGAGACCUCGAGUGCUUUCCCAUACGUCGAUUCUUCCUCGGAUGAAGAUUGGGUAGCGGGGGGAGCCUCCAAGGCGCAGAAGAAGUCUGUUAACAGAAAGACGGCUGGGGCUCGGUCCGGGAAGAGCACCUUGAAAUGUGAAAGCAGUGACAGUUCCGCGGAGAGCUCCCCUGAAGGCUCCGGUGAGCUUCUGUUGCCCGGUGCCACAUUUUUCAACUACCCGAAUGAUGAAAGGCAGUGUAUGACCCAGUCACCAGAGUCUACCGCUGAACCGAAGUCUUUGACCGUGGUGCUCAAGUAUCGACGAUCUGCUCCUGAUGCCAAUGAGAUCAAGAACGUGGUAUCUGACCCCUUAUUCGCCACCCACCCCAUUGAGGCUCCGAACAACAUGUCUUUCCCCCCUUACCAGCAAUCUGUGAACACUGGUUUCUUGCCUGUCGACCCCAGUAUGGGCUUCAUGGACAUGUUGACCGACAAUUCAAACGUCGGUUACCUGGCUGCCAGUGACGCCUCGAUGGGCUUGCCGCCAGAUGGAUGUGGAGUUGCCCCCAACGAUAUGUGGCAGGCCGGACCUGAUCCAGCAUACCCCAGCGCAUCAUACGGCGUGUACCCCGAUGGAGCAGACAUGAACUUCACUGACGGGUCUCUUGAUUUCUCCAAUGACAUGUUCAGCCAUCUCGCUGAUUUCGAACCUGAAAGCCAUCAGCUGAUGCCCCACGAUUAUGUGCCGAUGGACGAAACUAUGGGAACUUUCGAUGACAUCUGAACUUGCACUGUGAUAAAACCGGCGCACGCAUUAAGAGUUCAACAUCAUUCUGGACUUACUAUCUUUGCCAUUUUAUUUUUGGGGCCGAGG
Molecule: messenger RNA, 1298 nt
Organism: Aspergillus heteromorphus CBS 117.55
Lineage: Eukaryota; Fungi; Ascomycota; Eurotiomycetes; Eurotiales; Aspergillaceae
Exons: 1
Coding region: 171-1208 (345 amino acids)
Source: RefSeq, a predicted model, not a curated record